GCCAGAAUGGAUUGGUCGGCCCUAAUACCGGAUCUACUGGUGGAGAUAGACGCAAGCACGACUUCCAUUGAAGAUUUCUUGGCGUUUAGAGGCGUUUGUGCUUCCUGCCGAGCCGCCGCCGCCACCAAGGACAAAUCCGUUCCUUCAUGAUCGAGAGUUCCACUACUCAUGCUGGCAGAAAAAACAGAGGAAAACCGCCGCCAGGAUCGCGAGUGUUACAGCAUAACGAAACAGAAGAUUUGCUGCAGAUUAUCACUCCCAGAAGCCAAGGGUAAACGAUGCAUCGGAGUCAGAUUCGGAUGGUUCUAACUCUCACGAAUACCGGAUACGUGGGUUUGUUCCCCAGUUUUCCGGCCUACGUUUAUCGAGGCUUCUGGAGGCCUGGAGAUUCGGCCUGGAACCCGGUAGAAUCGGGUACGAGCCAUGGUUUUAGACGUGAAUUACUACAACGGGAAGUUUUACGCAAUCGGUCCUUCUGGAAAACUAUGGAUUUAUGAUCACAAUAGCCCAACACCCGAACUCAAGGUCAGCCGCCCAGAUUACCGGCAUUGUGUACACCGAUAUCUAGUUGAAUCAUCGUCAUCCACUGGACGACAUUUAAUGGUGAUACACCGGGAAGUCGCCGACAAUCGUACUGCAGGUUUCAAAGUGUAUCGAUUGAAUGUGGAGGAUUACAAAUGCGAGGAAAUAUUUGGCCUUGGAGGGGAUUCCAUAUUUUUUUUUGGGGGGCGAUGCUGCAUUUUGCCCCGGAAAGGGAAGCGGAAAGAUGUGGGAUCAAGAGUAAUUGUAUAUAUUUUACGGGCUAUGUUGGAAUUGGAGUUGGAGGCAGGAAUGAUAUUGGGAUUUAUGAUCUUAUAGAUGGACGUAUAGAACGAUUCUAUGGCGUAGUAGAAAGAGACCCCUUUAGUUACGUCUGCCAACCUUUAUGGAUUUCCAUUCAAAAGCUAUAAGCCUGUUAUACAUUGACAGAGGUAUGCACUUACAUUUGCUGCAGUCCGCAUUACACUAUCAAUUUCUUAUAUUUUUCGCUCACAUUUUGAUUUUGAAGAUGAAAUCGGUUUGAUCCUAGUAAUGUGUAGUGAACUGAGAAAUACUUUAAUUGAUUGCCCGAUUACAGAAGGCUUCUGUACGCAACAGGAUGAUAGCUAGUUAUGUAUGAUCAGAAUAGAGAGGACCUACAUUAAUUCAGGCACACAUUUAACAAUCAAACAGCUUCAACAUAAUUAAAACGAUAAAAUGCGUAAUAAUUAGUAGUUCUUCUGCGACAAACAUCAUCAAAUAACACACGCUCUGCGGCAGCAGAGCAGAACCACAUAGAUUAUGAUACUAGUCUUAAGAGGUAACAGCUAGUUAUCAAACUAAAUAAGCAGCUUAACAGUUUCUGUUCCACAUUCCACAUUCCAAAAUACAACAUGGAUAGGAAUUGUGCGAUAUAAGUAGAAAAGACAAGAUAAUUAGAACAGUUUCAUCAAUUCUUGGUCUUAAAAGGGGGCCUAAAUUGAUUAAAUUAAGGGCACUUGGGUCCUCCUUCUUUGGUCUUCCAGUUAUUGUAGCAAGGGCAAACACCUUUGUUGCCAUAAAAGCCAGGGGGAACACAGAGGCACUUGCUGCAGCAUUUCUGGCAGAAGAACAUGCAAGGCUUGUGGUACUGCGUUUUGCUGCAUCUCCUCGCGCAUUGUGACGGGCAUUCUGUUAAUUAUUGUCAAAUCAACCAAGAAUUCUGUCAUACUUAUGAGUUUAUGAAGGACCAAGUAACAAUUUUCUGGUUUUUUCAACAGAGUCAUAACCAACAAGAAAUCAGCUUCAGUGAGAAAUGAUGAAUAAGUUGCAAGGAGGAAUUACUUACGGGAACUCUUGAGACUUCCAGGGCCAUAGUUCUGAAAUCGAAAAAGACAAGAGUAAGAUGAGCAGAUAAAUCAUAAAUGUGAGUGGACCAUAGUGAAAAAAACCAUGGUGAAAAAAAAUGAAACAAAAAAAGAGGAAUAAUGAGCAGAAUGCAGACCCCUUUGUGAUGAUGCCCUCCUUUAGAUGCCAACACCUACAAAUUGCAACAUUUGGAGCAGAAACAUGGUGUUAGAACACCUCAUUCCAGAUGGAUAUUACGGCAUUUUCAUGAACAAUUGAAAAGUGGAAGAAGAAGACUCACCAAUGCAGUUUCUUGAAGCA
This is a messenger RNA of Oldenlandia corymbosa var. corymbosa, 2166 nucleotides long. The record is from the annotation of a GenBank genome assembly. NCBI's taxonomy places the organism in Eukaryota, Viridiplantae, Streptophyta, Magnoliopsida, Gentianales, Rubiaceae.